This is a messenger RNA of Aspergillus versicolor CBS 583.65, 1163 nucleotides long. RefSeq lists its product as uncharacterized. Lineage: Eukaryota; Fungi; Ascomycota; Eurotiomycetes; Eurotiales; Aspergillaceae. The transcript is spliced from 5 exons. The record is from RefSeq and is a predicted model, not a curated record. The coding region runs from base 116 to 1126 and encodes 336 amino acids.
AGGCUGAUCAUUUCAAAACACACCGCGCACGAGCUCUUGCCUUCUCCUGUCUCUUUCCUCUGCAGCACGAACUCGAACUCGAUGUGCACCACAGCAUGGAGCGAAAAGGUUCGCCAUGGAUAUCUUCAAUAGAACAAACACCACCAAGCUCAGUCCCCGAUCAUCCAACAAUGAGUUCGACGGCUCCAACUUCAGCAACAACCUCUUUUCCGACCUGGCGCCGCUGCUGACGCUUUUCGGAGAGCAGAUGGGAUUUGCAGAUGACAUUCUUUUGGCGAUGGCCCCCCUGGGGAUUCUGACGUGCGUCGUCAGUGCAAUUCGAGUCGGCGGUCGGAAAUGGCUCAAGGCACUUGUCGGUCGAGCUCGAGAGAGCAGAGCCACUGCAGAGAUGGAAAUAAUGUCGAGCACCAGUGACGCUGUCUUGCGAGAACGGGGGAGACCGAAGACAAAGGAGUUCGUCUACCAGCCAGUGAACAGGAACACCGGAUCAACCGAUCUGCUCAACUCGAAGAUUGUAUACGACCUCAAGACAGCCUGCGAGGAAAGGAUCUUAAAGAUCUCACAGCCCCAGUAUCAAGCCCCGGAACCAGCAGAAGAGAUCAAGCGUGCUGUUGAAAGUGCGACCAGGUUGAUGAAGCAGGCACCAAACCUCACAUUGAAUGUCACGAAGGCAAUAACGUCUCCUGGUACCACAUGGGCUUUUGCCGCGCUGGGGGUCAUAAUCCAGCUGGGCGUCAUUGUGAUUGCCUCGUUGGUUACCUAUCAUUGGCACCUGGCCGAAAAUGGAUUUUCUAGGGUCCGAUAUGGCUUUCCACUGUUUCUCAUCGGCUCAAGCCUUCAGUGUGCGGGUGUCUUCCUAUGUUCCUAUAUCAUAGAAGCCAUCACAGAAGAAAUCAACUUUGAGCUUGUCGAGGGCAAGCCUGACACGAAAGUGGUUCGUGUGCAAUGUGCCUGCACCGUGGGCGAUCAACGCUUUGGAUCAUACGCGAUCAUGAACGAGGAAGGAAACACAACAAUCCGCACUUCUAGGAUAAUGGAUGGUGGUGACUUCAGCUUUCUGUCGAUUAUUGCAACGUGUUCGUCGCUCGGGGGUUAUAUAUUGCAGUUCGUGGGCUGUAAGUUAUAGAAUCUUGAUCUACAUGAAGCGCAGGGCUGACAUGGCC